AUGACGGAGACUGCAACAACCACCGCCGUCCCUCCAGCGACACAGACCGUCACUGAUGGCUACUUCCGCUGGACCGAUGUCGUCUGGCACUGGGCAAAGGACCUCGACCCGUACCAUCGCAAUGCCCUCACAGCGCUCACGCAUACCCGCGCUCUGGGGUCGCCUGACCACCCGCUCGUCGAGGCUGGCAAGGAAGGCGUCGAGCUCUACACCUGCACUCUGAGUGAUGGCAUAGAGUACCUCUGCUUCAGUCUCAAGCAGGUGCAGUACAUUGUUCACUUUAUCCACAAGAACCGCAUGGCCGACCCGGCAUACCUCGACUACAAGCAUGCUCUCGCCACGGCCAAGGGCGACCAAAAGCCCGACGAGCCGCCCCUCAACCCCGAGAUCAAGCCUGUCCCCCUCCCAAACACGUUCCUCCCUGCGAGCCUCUUCGUUGACGUCAAGACCACUGUCGCGACUAGUGGCCUCAAGAAGCUCCACGUCGCUGUCACGAGACGCAACAAGGCUCUGAAGAAACGCGGUGGGCUGGCGGCUCAGUCUGCGUCGGCGACUGAGACGGAGACGGAGACGGACACCCUUGGAACUGCGACCCCUGCCGCCGAUCGUCUCAUUGACUCGAAAAAGCAGCCCGAGGUCGAGGAUCCCCCGGUCGAGAUUGUUGUUUCCCCUCCGCCUGCCGCCGCCACAGUCGAAGAGACUUUACAGGCAUGCGCUGCCGAGUCUCUUGAGGCUGACGUCCAGACCCCGAGCCCUGACGCAUACUACAAUCUUGUUCAGCAGGCUGUCAUAUUGGCCGGCACUGGUGGCGUCAUGGCCGCCUGGAGUACCAUGCUCAACAAGGAAAACGAGCUGGACGGCGUCGAGACGGAGACUCUCGAAUCUGGCGCUGCCACACCCGAAUCGGAGGGUGGCCACAAACUCGAUUUCUCCAUCGGCCGUACCCUCUUCAUCGCCCUGGACGUGCGCACGAGUACCGACAACGAGGUUGUCGAUGUUGGCUACAGUGCUCUGUGGUAUGCCGAGAACCCCGAGUCGGGCGAGUACGAAAACGCCGCCGAGACUGGUCACUGGAUUGCCCAGGAAGAAUACACUGCUGAGUCGUUAACCGACACGUCCCCAUACGCUUUUGGGCAAACUCUUCCUUUCCCUCGUAGGGAUCUGGCUGCCAAGCUCAAGCGCAAGCUCUUCGAGUUGUGGAGGAAGGCCGGAGGCGGAGCUACUUAUGUCAUCCUUCACUCUCCAGACUCCGACAUGGACGCCCUCGCGGCUCUCAGUCUCGACGUUGCCGAAUGGGGGCUCGACCUCCACCCUCCCGAGUGGGACUAUGCGGCUCACGCCAACUCGUUGGCCAAGGGCAAGCGCUUUGUCGUCAACACGGCGCAGCUCUGGGCUGCUGUCGAGGUUGGGCAGGAGGACGACCAGAGCAAGGACGGCGUCACGACGCGUACCGUCAAGAACGUGCUUGAGAUUCUCUUUGGCGAGCCUAUCCGCAUUGACGACAAGGACAAUGCGGGCAACAAGGCCACUUUCCUCAUGACCGUGUUCUCGAGACUUGUCGUCGAAUCGUCCCUCGACAGCCUCCGUACCAUGUUCCAGUUCGCCGUACUCAAGCAGAUCGCCGCGGCGGCCGGCAUCACCAAGGAAGACGACCCGAACGACACUUCCGUUUCUGCCACCCCAGCCGAGGAGCCUAACGAGUCAGAGGGUGACCCGGACGACUACUACGAUCCCGACUUUGAGGGCGGCACCUUCUACGUUCCGGACAGCGACGACGACGAGGACAACGACUGA
Molecule: messenger RNA, 1794 nt
Organism: Apiotrichum porosum
Lineage: Eukaryota; Fungi; Basidiomycota; Tremellomycetes; Trichosporonales; Trichosporonaceae
Exons: 7
Coding region: 1-1794 (597 amino acids)
Source: RefSeq, a predicted model, not a curated record